AUGAAGCGACCGGCCGCGCCUCUCGUCGACUACGCUUCCGACGACGACCACGAAACACCACCACGGACUGACGUGCCAUCGCCACCUCCGCCGGUGAAGAAGAGAAAGCUCCCCGCUUUGUCUUCCUCACUCAAGCCGUCCACGCCGGUCGACAAUCCAGCACUACAUCAAGGGAGGAUUAGGACCGCACCUUACAUUGAGGGCCAAUAUGCGGCGUAUGUUUACGUGCCAGUGAUCUUGGAACCAGCGAGUAAGUUGCUCAGGCUGGUGAGGAAAGCAUACAAAGAGGCGAAGAAGAGCGUGCCUAUCCUACAUCCUAUAGACGCGUCUUUCAGAGGCCUCAAGUCGGAGAAAGCCAGUGAUACUUCAUGUGUUGAAUCAGCGUUUGACCCAAGUGUGCCGCACGAACUGCACGUAUCUCUCUCCCGACCCAUCUUUCUUCGGGCUCAUCAGCGUGACGAGCUGACGCGCGCUGUCAGGUCAAUCACACUAUCUCAUUCCUCGUUCUCUGCGUCGUUUGCCAUAUUUUCUAACCUUACGAAUGACGAGCAAACUCGCAUAUUCCUGACCCUCGAGGUCGGAGCCGGCCACACUGAGCUCUCGAAGCUGUCCGCAGCCUUGACGCCUCACCUCCAGCUCCUCCGCCAGAAAUCGUUCUACUCGGAACCACGAUUUCAUGCCUCCUUUGCUUGGGCUCUCUUGUCUUCUGCGCCAGUCGCCGAUGAAUCACAUUCGGCCAUCUCGACCUCUCGCAUUGAAGGCCAUCUGCAAUCCCCGUCGCAGAACCGAGACGCCAGCGCCUUCCCCACAAUCCCGGCACUCCCCGUAGACCUGGUACCCAAACUUAACUCUGCUUUCGCUUCGCAAUUGGCGUCGCCUCAUGUUGGAAGCUUCGAGGUGACCGAGGUUUGCGUGAAGAUCGGAAAGGUCGUUUCGCGUUUCAAGCUUGGUAGAAGUUCUUGA
Messenger RNA from Gloeophyllum trabeum ATCC 11539, 963 nucleotides. RefSeq lists its product as uncharacterized. The coding region runs from base 1 to 963 and encodes 320 amino acids. Gene Ontology annotation, molecular function: 3'-5'-RNA exonuclease activity. The transcript has 4 exons. Gene Ontology annotation, cellular component: nucleus. Gene Ontology annotation, biological process: U6 snRNA 3'-end processing. The record is from RefSeq and is a predicted model, not a curated record. Lineage: Eukaryota; Fungi; Basidiomycota; Agaricomycetes; Gloeophyllales; Gloeophyllaceae.